UACAAGUUAUUCAUAAAAUUGAAAGUGUGGGAAAAUGUUUGAGAGCCGCAUCGAUUUGUGAAGAAAAAUGAAAGUGUUACUGAUUUUUUGUUGUUUAUUUGCAUUUGCACAGCAAAUAAACGCUAUUAAAUUAAAUUAUCCACGCGUUUUACUACCAAUUUUUGAUAAAUUAUCCAUAAAUUUUACACUAGAAGUAAUUGAAGGCGGCUGUUUCAAAUGGUCGUCAUCACGUCCAGAUUUGAUCACAAUUACACCAAUUUACGAUGAUGCAGAUAGUAUUGAAUGCUCGUCCAAAGCCGUGCUAACGACCGUAUUCCGUGAAAAACGUCGUAGUACCGCAUUUGUUUUGGCCAAAGAUUUAGCAACUGGUGAAAUUCUACGGAGUGACGUCAUUUUAGAUGUAAUCGACAAACUCGAUGUUUUGACAACAACACGUGAAUUGUAUUUGGAAGAAGCACCCGAAACAUUCAAAAUUUGGGCACAGGAUUCACAAGGAAAUGCAUUUACAACGCUUGAAGGCGUCGAAUUUAAUUGGAAAAUUUCAUCACAACAUCCAGUUGAGGGAAAGGAAAGAGAUUGGCAACGUGUUUUGCGAUUUUUACGUUUUUCGGAAAGUAAAUAUCAUGAUGUACCAUCAACGGUUGAGAAAUUCGAUCGAGUUGGUUUGAAGGGUUAUAUGGUGCUGUUGGAGGGCAUUAAUACGGGUUCGGCCAGAGUAAGCGUUGAUUUACCUUAUGCAGAAUAUCAGCAUAUAGUUGCACCAGUUGAAGUGAAUAUUGUUGUGCUGGCAAAUAUUCUUCUUGACCCAAGCGACGUGCACAUUUUGGUCGGGGAUUCAAUUUCAUUCCGAAUUUUGCAGUUGAAACAAGGAAAAUUGGAAGACAUCACAUCGAAUACCCAAUAUUAUUUGGAGGUGGAAAAUUCAGAAUUUGCAACGCUCGACGGAAAUAUAGCCACCGGUCAUAAACUUGGUCGUACGGCAGUCAUUUUAAAGGAUCGAAAUGUUGCAAACAAUUUGGAAAACACCGAUUCAAUUCCAUCUAUUCAAGCAACGCUGACCAUUAGCCGUCCCGAUAAAAUAACCAUCAACCUAUUGCCAUACUACAAUUGGUUAACGGUGAAGGGUGAAGAGCAUACAAUUUCAAUAAAUUUGUAUACAAAUGAUAAUCAAUUGAUUACAUUGGGUGAUGCAUACAGCAUUGGAUCGCAAUACGAUACAAAAAUAUUCAGUCCAUUAUCGUCAACAGUAAAUGGAUCGCAUAUAAUUGGUGAGGCAGUCAGUACCGGUAGUAGUGCUGUGCUUGGAUCAUUUGAAAAAUUGAAAGCAACCGCCGAACUGCAAGUAUUUGAAAAAUUGGUAUUGAAUCCAUCGAUUGUAUUUUUACCGUACGAUCCAAAUCAUUUGCGCCGUCAAAAGAUCCAGUACAAGGCAAAUGGUGGCGACGGUCUUUACACGUGGUCAAGUUUGAAUGGAAAUUUAAUUGGUAUCAAUCAAAACGGUUUGGCCGAAACACGGACUGGUAAUCAAGUGAGCAGCACCAGUUUUGAUAAAAACGAGAAAAUUUUUACGGAUUUUACGCAAAUCAAAGUGGCACUGCAACGAAACUCAAAAAUCUCCAAAACGGCCGACAUUUUCUUUUUGCCACCAACCAAAUUGGAAAUUGUUCGAUAUAAUUUUGAGACAACAUUAAAAGAUUUUGUUUAUUUACAUGUUGCUUUGUAUGCCGAUUAUGAUGGUAAAUUAGUAUCGUUAACUUCAUGCGAUAAUUUACAUUUUGAAUAUGAUAUGUUGGAGGAAAUCUUUCACACAGUUGAUAACGCUGAAUUGCCGACCGAUGAACAAUUGCAUCCGUCAGCAUGCCAUUUGGUUAAAUUACAAUCACACGGACUUGGAAGUUCACACUUUAAAAUAAGUUACACGGUUUUCGAUCGCAUUCUACAUGCCGAAGUGAAUUUAAUGGUAUUUGAAAAACUCGACAUUUUAAAUCCAAUUUCAAAUGAAAUUGUAUUACCGAUUGGUGCAUCCAGAAAUGUCAUCUAUCAAAAUGGGCCGCAAAAAGUGUUCAACAUUGAUGCCGAACUCGUGAAAAAUGUACGGAUCGAUGAAACGAUUGCAAGUGUUACACCCAUUUCAAAUGCAUAUGCAGCCGACAAACAUAUUUUGAAUGUUCUUUGCCGCAAAGUUGGUUCAACUUUACUCACAUUUGAAAUCUACAAUACACUCUCGGCCAACAAUCAUAUUCCAUAUGUAUCGAAAUUUGAAACACAUGUGAAUUGUGUGAAACCGAGAUUCAUCAAUUUGUAUACGGCAGAAAAAUUGCGUCAAGGUUGUCCACUGAAAGUGAAAAAUUCAUUGAUGCAUGUCCGACAAAAUGAUAAUCAAAUCGAUAUCACUAUUGAUGUGUUGGAUGCACAAAAUCGAAAAUUACAAAACAUUUCAUCGCUGAUAUUGUCAUGGCAAUUUUUACAAGCUGACGACAAUCGGCUCAACUAUGACAUUGUCUAUGAACGCAAGACCGAAGAAGAUAGUGUUGCUGGUGUAAAAGUGCCAAAACGCGAUUUUCUACUAACAACAUUGCCCGAAGUUCACAAUGCAUUCAAAAUUAAAGCAUCGGUUGACCGGUAUGAUCAAGUAAUUUUGUAUGAAGAAUCAAUUUACGCGGAAAAUCCCGAAUUUGGAAUAACACAAAGUGGCAAAACGACAGACGACACCAAUUUAUAUAAACCAACCAUUGAAAAUGAGCUUAACUUUUUGGCUGUGAAUAGUACAUUGUUGCCAUUCGACAGUGUUUCGAUAUUCCUCGCACCAAACCAUCAGCAACGCAUUCAAUUGAUCCAAGGCAGCGGAUUUUAUGAGAUCAAAGUGACCGAAUUGAAUAUUAUAAAUGCCAUAAUUGAUAAUGAUCGUCGGCAAAUUGUUAUUGAACCAUUAAGAAUUGGACAAGUUCAAAUUGAUAUUAUGGAUCGGUGUCUACAAACCGAAUCAUCACGGUUGACUGUGUCAGUCGUUUCAAUUGGUCGGAUUGAAGUUCAGGUUGCUGAUCGUGUCGAAAAAACAAAAACCAUCGAAGCAGUUGCAAGACUGUACGAUUCACUCGACAAUCCAUUGGAAUUGGAUUAUGAUAAUUUGAAAAUUUAUGAAUUGCGUGAAAAAAUUUGGAAUCCAAAUGUGCUCAACAUUGAAAUUGGCCAUCUGAACGACUUGGAGACGGGAGAGAUUCGCUACUUUAUCACCGGUACUGAAUUGGGUGAAACAAAACUAACAAUUACAUCAGGAAGUGGAGAGAAAUCAGUUUCAAGUCCGGCAUAUCCAAUUCAAGUUUUUCCUCCAUUGCGUUUACUCCCACGUAAUACAACUAUUGUUAUCGGAUCAUCCGUUCAAAUUGAAGCACAUGGAGGACCGCAACCAGAUGUUAACAUCAUUUACUCAGUGGAAAAUGAGAAUAUUGUGUCAAUGGAUUUGAGUGUAGCCAAGGGUCAACGACUCGGUACGACUGUUGUAAUUGGUCGUUGCGUCGGAAUCAAUCCAGUAAAUUCACAGAAGAUCGUCUAUUCCGAAGACAAAAUCGAGAUAAAUGUCGUUCCAUUGAACAAAGUCAAAAUUCAUUCACCAUUGAGACGAGUACGAUCAGGAACCAUAUUACCUGCGUCAAUUUGGGGCGUGCCAAAUAUUUCACCACUUGUUUUAGGAACGUUAAACUCAAAAGUUCGUUGGUCAACAAGUCAACCAGAUGUUAUAAAAAUCAAUGGAAUAUUCUCUGAAGCUGGCAUAGAAUAUGAAGAACAAGAUUCAAUUUCGGUUCGAUUGAAGGCGCUCAAUCCGGGCACUGCUAGAAUUCAAGCCGAAUUUACAACAUCGACCGGCACUCAUUCGUGUUUCGUUGAAAUUACUGUUUUCAAAUUGCUCGAAUUGGAAUUACCACGACGAAUAACAAGUGAUGCAAUUAUUGUUCCACCCAGAUCGCAGAUCAAUCUUAAAGCCAAUUUACCAGAUGCACAAUUUCGAUUGGUAGAAGAAACAGUGGGCGGAUUGAAAGUGUCAUCCGAUGGUAUUUUACGAACAAGUGAUCAUAUCGGACGUGAUCUUAUCAUUGCAAAAUCUGAUGAUCAAACGUUAUCGAUACCGAUUGAAACAAAGAAUAUCCACUACGUUUUGGCCACACUUCAUACGCCAUCAUUUAAAUUGCGGCAAUUAGAGACAAAGAUUCCGAGCGGCAUGAAUAUCAUUUUGAAAGUGUCAUUGCAUGAUAAUUUGGGCAAUGAAUUUUCGCAUGGCAUUCAAGACACAUCGAUUCUUGUACCAAAAUUGGCCACCCAAGAUGGCAUCGAAGUUAAUUUCGGCAGUAAUUUCACCGUUUCAUUGAAUCUACCGCGACAAACAUCGAAUAUGUUAUCUGUGUCGCUUAAGAAUGCUGUUGGUGUUAAAUACAAUGAAGAUUUUAUAAAAUUAUCGGUAUCAAAAACAACGAGCAAAUUUCCGACGAAAAAAAUCUUUUCUGUUGGUGAUAUCAUUUGCUUUGAUUCGCCAUUGGUGUCGAUUGGUGAUUGGACAUCAUCUGAUGAAACGGUGUUGCGUGUUGAUCGAACAAAGGGAAUUGGUGUGGCGCGUGGAAGUCGUCAAAAUACGAAAUUCGGCGAACAAGUCACCAUUACAAAUGGCGACGGUCAAUAUGGAUUUAUAAAAUACGAUUUGGAAGUUCGUGAAGCCGAUACAAUUGAAUUCUAUCAAAUCAAUGACAUUUUCAACGGAAAAACCUAUCAAGCGAAUUUAAUCAUUAAAAAUCACCUGCAAAUUGAUAAAUUGUCAAAUUUAAUUGCGAAAAAUGCAACAACAUGCCUGGCAUCGUUUGAAUCAUUCCGCGAGAAAUUCUUUACAUGCGCACUCAAGCAGAUCGAUUCAAAUCAAGGCAAUGCAGCCAAAAUACUUGAUUUACUUAAUGUUGGACCCACUUUUGACAAACAAUUCGGAUCUUAUGCUUGUGAAAUUGAAUUGAAGCCAAAGAAAACGCUAUCGGACUUAAUUAAUUUGGUUCAAGGCGAUGAUAUUCAAUUUGAAUUGGUUGCAUCACUUUCAAAUGGCAUUUCGACAGCGACAAAUAUUAAAAUUAUGCCCGCCAUCAAUGUUUAUCCAUUGGAAUUGGUUCUUGAACAAAUUGAUCAACAAUCGAUUACGGUUACCGGCAUUGAAAGAAUUUUGCAACGCGUUCAAGUGACAUCGUCAGAUGCAAGCGCAUUUGAAAUCGUACCAACAAAGGCGAAAAAUGCCAUUCAGUACAAGAUAAAAACAUUGAAAAAUAUUCCAUUGGAUGAAACGGCUUUUAUCAUUGUUAAUUCACCGUUGACAAUGCAAACCAUUCAAAUUCCAAUUCAAUCACUGAUCAUCGCACAGAAAUGUAUGAGCCAACCGUUCCAGAGUUUCUCAACUGUUGCUGUAAACAUUAUUUCGAAUAUUGGACUCAUCGUAUCAAUGCUCAUCAUUUUAUCGGCCACAAUUUGGGCAUUCAUUUAUUGCUUCUCGUCAAACUCAGCCCGAGUUGAAGAUCCUUCACCGUUCCAGAAAACACCACGAAAACAAAUACCAAUUACCAAUUUAACAUCGUCACGAAGAUUAUCACCAACGGCCGUUCGACAACCAUUAUAUCCAGACCAAAGUUUUGGCAGCAACACCAGUCAAACGAGCAGUAUUUUGCACAGCAGUGCAUCGCCAAUUUAUGGCGAUUCAACGCUCAUUUCACCAAACAAACGAAUGAAUCGACGUUAUCUUUAAAUGUCAACGGGUUUAUUAGAUAUUAUUAGAAUGUAAUUUAAUGAAUUAAACUUGACACGAUGUUAAAAAUAAUCGUUGUCGAUCUUAAAUGACUACUCAAGUAAAUGAAAGAAAAAAACUUUGUAAAAAGAUUAAAACAGCUAUUUUUCCAAUAAGUUAUAGUGAAAUAAGAAUGACACAUGCCAUCUUACAUCAAAUUCGGGCGUUUUACCCAACCAUUAAACUAUUUACACAUAGUUUGUUCUUAAGUUAUUCAAAACUAUAGAUACAAAUGUGAAAGAAAUAUUAUAUACAGAAAUUGGUAUUUUUUUCGAUUAUGUAAUCAGAUAUAUUCAACAACAACAACAAAAAAAAACGAUACGAUACGAUAUAAAAAAAAAACAUUCUAAUGAAAUUAUUCUAUUAAAGCACUUCCAUUCGAUUGGAUGAAUGAAAAACAGAUAAAGUUAUGAACAUAUUCAGGUGAAUCAUGGGUCCUAUUAAUAAAAAAAGUACUGCCAAUUUGAUGAGUAAUUUAUUCAAUGCCAGUCAAAAAUGAUACAAGGGUCAUAUAAAAAGACUGAAGUGUAAAAUAUGAUUGAAAGAUAACAUACAUGUUGAAAGCAUGAUAAGAUUAUGAGUAUGAGCUUCCCAAUUAUUCUAUUUUUAUUUACCGAAGUAUCGAAAUAUAAUUAAGAAUAAUUUUUUUUGAAUUGAGACUCUCAUACUACAUCUUACCAUACUUAGUGCAUUCUAACCGAUGCAUUUAUAGUUUUUUUUUUACAUAUGCAACUAAAAACUAGAUUAAGUGAAUUAUUUAAUGUUAAGGUGGACAGUUGAAUGAAAUAAAAUAUGAAGUUUUUCA
Messenger RNA from Contarinia nasturtii (swede midge), 6611 nucleotides. RefSeq names its product nuclear pore membrane glycoprotein 210 (gene Gp210). The record is from RefSeq and is a predicted model, not a curated record. Gene Ontology annotation, cellular component: nuclear pore. The transcript is spliced from 12 exons. Bases 68 to 5767 code for a protein of 1899 amino acids. Lineage: Eukaryota; Metazoa; Arthropoda; Insecta; Diptera; Cecidomyiidae.